Messenger RNA from Caenorhabditis briggsae, 234 nucleotides. The transcript is spliced from 2 exons. Bases 1 to 234 code for a protein of 77 amino acids. Lineage: Eukaryota; Metazoa; Nematoda; Chromadorea; Rhabditida; Rhabditidae. The record is from RefSeq and is a predicted model, not a curated record.
AUGCGUCCCUCUGUCGUUGCAGCCAUCGCUGUCGGCUUUUUGGCAGUCUUGUACUGCAUGGAGCUCAAGGAGAUUGAGAUCAAGGAAUGGAUCGAAAUCGGACUCGAUUCCAUGAAGAAACGCAUCAACGAGAUGAAGGAUAUUCACAAGGAAAUCUUCCUUUAUUUCGUCAUCUCUCUCGCCAACUUCUUGAUCACUGAGGGUGUUCUGGCGGUUCGUCGUAUUAUUCGCUGA